Dissoconium aciculare CBS 342.82 is the source of this 459-nucleotide messenger RNA. RefSeq names its product UBC-like protein. The record is from RefSeq and is a predicted model, not a curated record. Bases 1 to 459 code for a protein of 152 amino acids. NCBI's taxonomy places the organism in Eukaryota, Fungi, Ascomycota, Dothideomycetes, Mycosphaerellales, Dissoconiaceae. The transcript has 3 exons.
AUGGCGAAUAAGCGCAUCAUGAAGGAAUUCGCAGGCAUCAGCGCCGACCCCCCGCCAGGAUGCGUUGUCAAACUGGCGCAAGAGGGUGACCUCCAUCUAUGGGACGUCUACAUGGAUGGUCCAGCAGACUCACCAUACAAGAGUGGUAAAUUCCACAUCCAAGUCACGAUCCCAAAGGAAUACCCUUUCAAACCACCCACUCUAUCUUUCCGAACUAAAAUCUACCACCCCAACGUCAGUAACGACGAUCGAGGCGCGAUGUGUCUGGGCAUGCUGAAGGCUGAGGAGUGGAAGCCGCCGAACAAGAUCUCGGAUGUCCUACGACUCGUCGCAACUGUGUUGGCAGCGCCGCAACCCGAUGAUGCUGUCGAAGCGAGCAUUGCAGAUCUUUUCAAGAAUCAGCCUGCCGAAUUUGACCGGAUUGCGCGGGAUUGGACAACAAAGUUCGCGCGUAGCUGA